GGACGGUCACAACCAUUCAUUCAUUCAACUUAAUAAUAAAAAUUUCCGAAUACCAUCGAUUUUCAACUCUAAGCAGACCCAUCCAGAAAUUCGGGAUCCUCCUCAUUCCUUCGAUUUCCCCUCAUCAGAUCCGAUUCCCAAAAAAAAAACAAAAAAAAACGUCAUGCUCCGGACGGAAAAUAAAAGGACCCCUCACAAAGUGGUCAUCCGCCCCUCUGCAGCGAUGAUCACGGGAGGCAAUCGGCGUGAUCAACAUCGCGAGAGGUCAAUGAGUCCACCACCCACUUCACGAAGAAGAAACUAUGGCGAAAUCAACUUAGAGACGAACUCCCUAUUCUUUCAAUUCCCACUUGAACUACGCCUAGAGGUAUACCAAUACCUAUUACGUUCUCCGGACCCCGUCAUGAUAUCUGCGCUUCGUCGACAGGUUUAUGUGCGACGUCCAGAUUCACCAACGACCAACGGCUCAAGACCUCGACUCAUUCCUCUUCCACAUCGCCUACCCCACGUCCAAUUUCUACGAACAUGCAAACGGGUAAAUAAGGAGGCCACGCCAAUCUUAUAUGGCGAAAACAAAUUCUUCGUGGCCUGCGAUGGAGUCAACCAAAAGAGCCUCAAAAACUCAUUCUUAUGGCACCUACGACAAUCAACCCUUUCCAGCAUAACCUCUAUAACCUUCCUCCAAGGAUGCCAAUGCAAAGGUUGGGUUACAGCUUGUCGCGUUACUACACGAUAUUUAAUGGAUACCAAACAAUGGACAACGACCGGCCCUCAACUAGCUCGCCUCUGCUUCCUUCACUACAGCCAACCGCACUGGCUCCCAUUAGCGAAAAAUGUCCAGGAAACCCACGAACACAUCCGCGAGAAGGUGAUUUCGAAUGACCCAACAGCCUAUUUCUCUAGCUACUCCUGUCCCUAUUGUCAAGACAGGUACGGUCAACCAUCUAGCCAACCCCCAGCCGAUUUGCCACCGCUCGUCUUCUCGUAGCUUCAUGUGCUUGCUCGCUUUAUGAUCGGAUAUCAGUGAUAUUGUUAUUUUUUUUUGGCGUUGAAAAGGUUAGGUAUGGAAAAUCCACGGGGUACGGAGUUUUAAAAAGUGUACUGGGCGCAGCUGCCCACUCAAUUACCAUCUCUCAAGGUAAUUCAAGGACAUGGUGUUAAAAUCCUAAUAAAUGAUAAUCAUACAAAGCUACGGGUAGAGCAGAGCCUUCUUGGUGAAGACGAAGUUGCUGAGUAAUAUAAUGUUUAAUCCCAAACAAACCUACUUGCUCACACUCCCUGUAGAGAUCAAAUGGGAUAUUUAUACAAUCACUUAUCGGCUUUGGGCAAACUAUACGAUAAGGCAGAACACGGCUACUACACGAAAAU
Messenger RNA from Hypoxylon trugodes, 1368 nucleotides. RefSeq lists its product as uncharacterized. Bases 164 to 988 code for a protein of 274 amino acids. The transcript is spliced from 3 exons. Lineage: Eukaryota; Fungi; Ascomycota; Sordariomycetes; Xylariales; Hypoxylaceae. The record is from RefSeq and is a predicted model, not a curated record.